This is a messenger RNA of Capsella rubella, 2543 nucleotides long. RefSeq names its product AUGMIN subunit 8. The record is from RefSeq and is a predicted model, not a curated record. Gene Ontology annotation, cellular component: centrosome; cytoplasm; nuclear microtubule. The coding region runs from base 369 to 2303 and encodes 644 amino acids. NCBI's taxonomy places the organism in Eukaryota, Viridiplantae, Streptophyta, Magnoliopsida, Brassicales, Brassicaceae. Gene Ontology annotation, molecular function: microtubule binding. The transcript has 7 exons. Gene Ontology annotation, biological process: spindle assembly; centrosome cycle.
UCUCUCUCUCUCUUGAUCUCUUUCUCUCUCUCUCUUUGAUCUCUCUCUCUCUCUCAACCAAAUCCUCUUAAAUCGCCCGAUCAAUUCUUUCUCCGGCGUUUUAAAAAAAACAAUAUUUCUAAAUCCACACGAGCAUUCUUCAUCGCCGGCGAAACAUUUUUUCACGGUUUCCAGCUUGGGUUAAUCAACAACUCUCGAUCGCGUUCGUAAUUCCCAAUUUCGAUCUCGGAGCCUCUCACGGGACUUGCUUACUUUUCUCGGAUUCUUUUGGGUUCAUUUUCCUGAAUAAAGGGUCUUCAUUUUACAGAAUUUAAGGAGAGGCAUGAACGGCUAAAUCUAAUCAAUGCAAGUUUGGUUUGUGAGCUUGAAUGGACGUAGCUACAGAUACUACAAAGCGGCGUCUUGUUUCAUCAGAGAAGAACAAUGCAGUUGCUGUCAGUCGCCGUCCUCGAACAACAGAGGUCAGUUCAAGAUACAGAUCACCGACGCCAACCAAAACCGGGAGAUGCCCUUCCCCAAGCGUCACAAGGCCAACAGUGUCUUCAAGGUCUCAAUCCGUGGCUGUGAAAAGAGCAGUUUCAGCAGAGAGGAAGCGACCUUCAACACCGCCAUCCCCCAUGAGUCCCUCCACACCAAUACGUGACUUGUCUAUAGACUUACCAGCUUCAUCGAGGAGGCUAUCUACAGGUCGUUUGCCUGAAAGCUUAUGGCCUUCCACUAUGAGAAGCCUCAGCGUUUCGUUUCAGUCUGAUUCGGUCUCAGUCCCGGUUAGUAAAAAGGAAAAACCAGUUAGUAGUUCUUCUGUUGAUCGAACACUGAGACCUUCUUCGAAUAUAGCUCAAAAGCAGAAGGCUGAAACGACCCCUGUAUCAAGGAAACCUACGCCAGAGAGGAAAAGAAGUCCAUUGAAAGGGAAGAAUAACGUGUCUGAUCUUUCAGAGAAUUCGAAACCUUCAGAUGGUCCUCAUAGUCGGUUAAUAGAACAGCAUCGGUGGCCUAGUAGAAUCGGUGGAAUGAUCACUUCGAAUUCCUUACAUAGAAGCUUGGAUCUUGGCGACAAGGCAUCAAGGGGUCUACCAACUUCAGGGCCUGGAAUGGGGGCGUCUCUUAGGAGAAUGUCACUACCUUUGUCCAGCGGUUCGAGACCUUUGCAUAAAACUUCUAGUAACACAUCUAGUAAUGGUGGAUUAGUGUCUCCAACAAAGUCGGAAGAUAAUAACAUAGCUCGAGCAUCUGGGGCUCAAAGACUUUUGUCUGCAGAUUCGUUAGAUAGAGAAACCUUAGCAACGGCUGUUGCUAGGUUGCAUCCAUCGUCUGCUCCUGGAUCUCGCCCUGCUUCACCAAGUAGAACAUCUUUUUCGUCUUCAUCAUCUAUUUCUAGAGGCAUGAGCACUUCGAGGGGAGUUAGUCCAGCAAGAGGACUAAGCCCUUCAAGAGGAUUGAGUCCUACUAGAGGUUUAAGUCCUUCAAGAGGGUUAAGUCCUUCACGUGGCACAAAUACCUCCUGUUUUGCUCGACCUUCAACUCCACCUUCCAGAGGGGUAAGUCCAUCACGGAUAAGACAAACGAGCACUUCAACACAAUCCAGUACCACAACUUCGGUUCUCAGCUUCAUCACAGAUGUCAAGAAAGGCAAAAAAGCAAGCUACAUCGAAGAUGUUCAUCAACUGCGCCUGCUCCACAAUAGAUACUUACAGUGGCGGUUUGCAAUUGCACGAGCUGAAUCUGUAAUGUAUAUUCAAAGAUUAACUUCCGAGGAAACCCUAUUCAGUGUGUGGCAUGCGAUAUCAGAACUACAGGAUCAUGUGACCAGGCAGAGGAUUGGCUUACAACAGCUAAAUCUAGAGAUCAAACUCAACUCACUAUUGAACAAUCAGAUGGUGAGCCUUGAAGAUUGGGCCACACUUGAAAGAGACCAUGUUAGUUCUUUAGUUGGAGCCAUUGCAGAUCUAGAAGCAAAUACUCUCCGCCUUCCAGCGACUGGAGGAACAAAGGCGGAUGUCGAAUCUUUGAAAGCAGCUAUGUCCUCUGCCCUUGAUGUGAUGCAGGCUAUGGGAUCUUCCAUUUGGUCUCUACUCUCAAAGGUGGAGGAGAUGAACAAAAUGGUCACAGAACUUGCUGUUGUAGUUGCAAAAGAGAGUUCUAUGCAAGAAAAAUGUGAAGAUCUUCUGGCAGCAACCGCAAUCAUGCAGAUAGAAGAGUGUAGCCUGAGGACUCAUCUUAUACAAACUAGGCGAGAAGAAGGAGAAGAUGCAGAGGAGACUCCUCCAAUGUUGCCAUUAAGCAAGUUUCCAUGGCCAUAAAUAACAAAGCUUACAGAUACCACACGCUCAACACUGAUCACCUGUAAAUUGCUCUUUGAUGCCAAUAUUCUCUUGUCGAGAUCCCUUUUUGAUCUUUGCUUGUUGAUGUUCUCUUCUUCUUUUUUUUGGUAUGAAACAGUAGCGUAGGAAAAAAAAAGGAAGUGAAAGAUCAGUAGAUCACAGUCCGAAAGUCUUAGGAUAAAGAAAAAGGAAAUUUAAUUGUUCACAUGUAUAAGGUCU